ACAAUGGAGCGUCUUGCCACUCUCCCUCCCCCUCGUCGUCGCUCCCGCUCACCGUAGUCACCACCGCUCGCUGCAGCCGCCGUCCGUCCGUCCGUCCUCCUCCUCCUCCCUCGGCGGCGCUCGCUCACCAAGUCACGCAUCGAGCUAGUGCCAAGGGACGAAGGCCACGGGCAUCUCGCCGAUGGAUGUACCGAUUCCCGGGGGCCGUGAUCAGGCGCUAAAUGAAACACACAGUCGUUUUUCAGAGCUGGACGAUCGCGACUGGCGCGGUCGGAAUCCCCAGGUUCCUGCUGCCGUGGAGGAGAGAUCCUGGGAGAAUACCGGGGAAAACAGAGAGUUUGAUGGCCGAUCUGACUCUUUGCAGCAGCAACUGAACCAAUUUAAUAACUCGGAGCAACUCAACUCCCAGUUCGCCGGAGCACAGAUCUCUUCUAAUCAGGGAACUCCAAUGCCUGCUCUUGUUAAGGCUGAAGUGCCUUGGUCGGCUAGAAGGGGUAAUCUGUCGGAAAAAGACCGUGUGCUGAAGACUGUAAAGGGGAUUCUUAACAAGCUGACUCCCGAGAAGUUUGAUGUGCUCGAGCGUCAGCUCAUUGGCUCUGGAAUAGCCACAGCGGAUAUUUUAAAGGGAGUAGUACAUCUUAUUUACGAAAAAGCAGUGCAGGAGCCCACAUUCUGCCCCUUGUAUGCUCGUCUGUGCUCUGAUCUCCAUUUAAAGCUGCCCUCAUUUCCCUCUGAUGAGGCAGGCGGUAAGGAUAUCACCUUCAUGCGAUUACUUCUAAACAGAUGCCAGGAGGCAUUUGAAGGUGCUGACAAUCUAAAGGAGGAGGUAAGACGGAUGACUGCCCCUGAGCAGGAGCUUGAGCGAAGAGAAAAAGAGAGUAUGGUCAAACUUCGAACUGUGGGAAACAUCAAAUUGAUUGGGGAGCUUUGGAAGCAGAGGAUGGUCACUGAAAAGAUCGUUUGCCACAUUGUUCAGGAGCUUCUAGGAACUGAUAAUAAGACUUGUCCUGCCGAGGAGAAUGUUGAGGCUAUUUGCCAGUUGUUUUACACCAUUGGGAAGCAAUUUGAUGAGGUACCAAAAGUACGGUGUAGAAACGAUGUAUAUUUCGACCGGUUGAAAGAAUUGACAACCGACACCCAGUUGGCUCCAAGAUUGAGGUUCAUGGUUAAAGAUGUUCUUGAUUUGCGUGCGAAUAACUGGAUUCCUAGGCAGGAAGAGGGAGGUCCGGUUCCUGCUCUUGUUAAGGCUGAAGUGCCUUGGACACCUAGAUGGCGUAAUCUGUCGGAGAAAUACCGCGUGCUGAUGACUGUAAAGCGGAUUCUGGACGAGCUGACUCCCGAGAAGUUUGAUGUACUCAAGGAUGAGCUCAUUGACUCUGGAAUAACCACAACGGACAUUUUGAAGGGAGUAGUACAUCUUAUUUGCGAAAAAGCAGUGCUGGAUCCCACGCUCUGCCCCCUGUAUGCUCGUCUGUGCUCUUAUCUCCAUAUAAUGCUUCCCCCAUUUCCCUCUGAUGAGCCAGGCGGUAAGGAUAAUAUCACCUUCAGGCGAGUACUUGUGAGCAGAUGCCAGGAGGCAUUUGAAGGUGCUGACAAUCUAAGGGAGGCGGUAAGACAGAUGACUGCCCCUGAGCAAGAGCUUGAGCGAAGAGAAAAAGAGAGUAUGGUCAAACUUCGAUUUGUGGGAAACGUCAGAUUGAUUGGGGAGCUUUGGAAGCAGAGGGUGGUCACCGCAAAAAUCGUUGACCUCAUUGUUCAGGAGCUCCUAGGAACUGAUAAUAAGACAUGCCCUACCGAGGAGAAUGUUGAGGCCGUUUGCCAGUUUUUCAACACCAUCGGGAAGCAGCUUGAUGAGGGCCCAGGAUCACGGCGUUUAAGCGAUUUAUAUUUCGACCGGUUGAAAGAAUUGGCAACCAACACUGAGCUGGCUCCAAGGUUGAGGUUCAUGGUUGAAGAUGUUCUUGAUUUGCGCGCGAAUAACUGGAUUCCUCGGCAGGAAGAGGUAGCAAGUACUGUUACUGAAAUCCAGUCGGAAGCCGGCGAAAACUGGGAGUAAUGGCAGGACAUUUUCUGGUCCGUUAUUUUAUUCUGUUCUCUCAUACUCUCUCGUUGUCCCACCGCAUGGCCAUCGACCGACCGUCGCGUGGCUGUCGACCCCCCGCCGCUCACCGAGUCACCACUCAUUGGGGCUGUCGUCUGUCCUCCUCGCUUGACGGCGGCACUUGCUUGUCCGUGGCAUUGUCCCUAUGUGUUCCCAACCGAAUAGUAUCGCCUCGGUCAGCAAUGGACAGCCGGCACAACGUAGCAGUUCCGGACGUGGCUAAAAGCCCCGGCGGCCCGGCCAUGCUCAGCCGUAGCCCACGAGGUGGGGUUGGGGAACGUCAACCCUGCCCCCAUCUUGCUCUGUUCACCAACCGGGCUGUGCACUCCAUACAGUUGAGAGGCUUCAACAAGAAGCUGUGUUUUAACCCCAGACGUCAGAAACCUUCCUAAAAUAAUGAUUUUCCUC
This is a messenger RNA of Syzygium oleosum, 2509 nucleotides long. RefSeq names its product eukaryotic translation initiation factor-like. The transcript has 12 exons. Bases 182 to 2056 code for a protein of 624 amino acids. The record is from RefSeq and is a predicted model, not a curated record. NCBI's taxonomy places the organism in Eukaryota, Viridiplantae, Streptophyta, Magnoliopsida, Myrtales, Myrtaceae. Gene Ontology annotation, molecular function: mRNA binding; protein binding; translation initiation factor activity. Gene Ontology annotation, cellular component: eukaryotic translation initiation factor 4F complex.